Molecule: messenger RNA, 1641 nt
Organism: Chenopodium quinoa (quinoa)
Lineage: Eukaryota; Viridiplantae; Streptophyta; Magnoliopsida; Caryophyllales; Amaranthaceae
Product: phytochromobilin:ferredoxin oxidoreductase, chloroplastic-like
Exons: 8
Coding region: 254-1228 (324 amino acids)
Biological process (GO): phytochromobilin biosynthetic process
Molecular function (GO): cobalt ion binding; phytochromobilin:ferredoxin oxidoreductase activity
Source: RefSeq, a predicted model, not a curated record
UAAGAAACAAACUAUUUAAUUAAUCAAAUCAAGUUCCACCAAAAUUUAAAACUUCAGGGAAAAGAGUUUAUACAAAAUACACGCAGAGUUAAUAUACGGAGUAAGAUACUCCACCCUCCAUUUUCCUUCCCUUCUUUCCCUCUAUCUCCUUCAAUCUAAACACAAUAAAAAAUAAAAAUAACAAAAAACAAAACCCACCCAUACAAUCCAAACACACUGUAAAGUGUAAAUUGACAUUUAACAGAGUUCUUCAAUGGAAUCCCUCAGUAUUAAUUUCUGGCUGAAGCCAAACCCCAAUUCCCAGUUCAACAAUCGAAUUUACUUUUAUAAAGAUAAGACGAAGAUUAAAGUGGGAACCCAAGUAAUUUCUGCUUUAUCUUAUCAAAAAUUUGUAGACUUUGCUGUUGAAGAAACUAAGCGUCGUACCCAUCUCAUGUCUUCUCCUUUACAGAAAAAUUUUAGCCAUAUUGAAGCUAUAGAUGGAAAGGCCAACCUCAAGUUUCAAUCUUUUGAAGAUUCUAAAAUUAGAUUACUUCGCAGUAUGCACAUUGAUGGGGGUGAUUCGCUGCAGGUGUUGGACUUUGGCAUCUUCCCAAAAGUUGCUUUUGACUUGCCUAUAUUUUGUGCCAACUUUUUCAGCAGCUCAUCGACGAACAUUAUUGUAUUGGAUCUCAAUCCAUUGCAUGAUGUCAUUACUAAUAGAGAAUACAAAGAGAAGUAUUACAAAAGUUUAAUGCCUCUCAGCGUUAAGUAUGCUGAACUUUUGCCAUGGGGAGGAAAACUUACAGGUGAAUCUUUGAGGUUUUUCUCACCAAUAGUUAUAUGGACAAGAUUUACUUCAAGCCAAGAGAAGCAUGAUAUUCUAUUUGACGCAUUCAGUGAAUAUUACGAGACAUGGCUUGACUUGAUGGAACAUGCAGUGGAGGAGACUGCUGCUGACCAAAUUAUGCUCAACAGUGAAGCACAACAUAAAUACCUUACCUGGAGAGCAGAGAAGGAUCCGGGGCAUCCAAUGCUGAGGAGAUUGCUUGGGGAAGAAAGAGCAAGAAAUUUGCUGAGGAGCUUUUUAUUUAAUGGAGUUGAUGAACUAGGCAGUAAAACAUUUCUGGACUACUUCCCAGAGUACAAGCUUGACGAUGGAACCUUAAAUGAGAAGCGCAGUAUCAUGGGGAAGUCUUUUGAGAACCGGCCAUGGGAUAGUAGAGGGGAACUCAUUGAUAACUGUUAAGCUUAAUUUAAUAUUUGGGCUCAAAAGGUUGGUUCGUCGAAGUUUAAGAGCAGUCUCGCAGUGUUGCAACAAUUGCAAGUGAGAAGCUGAAUUUGAGUUUACUAUUGGCAACGUUAUUCUGAACGUGAUCUGCUGAUCCAUGUUCUUAGCAUUGGCUUGCAAGUCUUAUACUAUGUAUAUAAUGUGAAAUCAAUUUAUUCGCUUAAUGCUCAUGAUUUUUUUCCCUGUUGGUUUCUCUUUAGAUCAAAGCUUCUCUCAAGAUACUUUUUGUUCUUGUAAUACAGGUAGAUUAAGUGUUAGUUUGUCUAUUAGGUGUCUUAGGACAUUAUGUUAGUGAUAGAGCGGAAGAAUGUUUACAGAAAUUUCUUUUUUCAAUCACAAAAGAGCUGAAUUACGAAAAAGCUUUUCAUCUC